UUGCAAGCCCGGGGAAAGCAGCGUAUGAAGCUUGCAAAAUAUGCAAUGACUCUCUUUUUAGUCACGUUCAACUUUAUCUUCAUUUUUUCGACGUGGUGGUGGCAAAAGUUCUACUACUUAUUCCUCCCAUUCAUAUCGCUUCCGCUCGCCCUCAACUGCGCAAUGGUAGCAUCCAUCAUAUUUUUCACCACAAAGCACAAAGUUCGCCCAGAGCGUACCAUAAUACCCGAAAGCCCCGAGAGCUUGGUAUUGCUCAUGCCGUGCUACAACGAGACGAUGGAAGAAUGUACAAAAUCAUUGGACUCCCUCGUUGAACAAGUGAACAUCGACCAGCACAAGAAAGCCAUUAUGGUGAUUUGUGAUGGGCGUGUUCGGGGCCCCGGAAUGGCUAAAACCACAGCCCAGUACUUGUUAGACGACAUUUUGAUUCGACCAACGGCUCGCCAUUUUAUCAGGAAAGCUUACUUGGCUUGGGAUAAUCAGUACAUGGACAUUGAGGUCUCAAAAGGUACCUACAAAGGAGUUCCCUUCUUUUGCAUCGUCAAGCAGCAAAACCAAGGCAAACGCGACAGCCUUAUUGUUAUACGGUCCUUCCUCUACAACUUCAACAAACGAGAGCAACAUCCUCAAGUAAUAUUUUCUCCGGAGUUCUUCUCCCAGAUGGCUUCAUUCCUGGUUAUAGAUGCAUCUAUCUCUAAUGUUGUUCACCUCAUUGGGAUGGAUGCGGACACGAUCUUUGAUCCAACUUGCAUCUCAGAACUUCUCAAAGAAUCCCGGUAUCCUCACACUGUGGGUGUCUGCGGGUAUGUUGCAGUUGAUUUCAAAUCUUCCAACUGGAGUGCGUGGAGUCUUUACCAAUCCACCGAAUACACCAUCUCUCAAGGUCUCCGCCGCUUACACCAGUCAAUCGCAACUCACAAAGUCUCCUGCCUCCCGGGCUGUUGUCAGCUCCUACGCAUAUGCUCAACUACCUGCGGCGACGAGAUUCUGCUGCAGAAAUUUGGAUACUGCCCGGGUCCGCUGGAUAGCAUGCUUAAGCAUAUCCGAGCAACCGCUAGUGAAGAUCGAAAUCACGUCUGUCUUAUGUUGACAACAUCCCCUAAGGCCCAAACCCGCCAGGCCUUGAGGGCUCGAGCAUAUACCGAUGUCCCACACUCGUGGAGCAUUUUCCUCAGUCAGCGAAGGAGAUGGACUCUGGGAGCGACGUCGAAUGAUCUGCUACUAACUUUUGCCCGAGGAACCAAUUGGUGGGAGAGGAUUCUUGCGUUCUCGAAUGUUUUGACGUGGUGCCUGAAUGUAUUUGUGCUGGCUAGUCUUGCCUGCAUGAUCAGGGCAUUCAUGACGGUGCCAUGGUUCAUCAUUGUCGCUUUUGCAAGUGUGAUGAUUAUCCCACUCAUCUACUACAUUGGCAUUGCGAUAUGGCUCCCACGCAACGCCGUUGAGCGAACGCAGUAUCUCAUCGGUCUCGCAAUUUUCACGAUUUGUGGACCAUUCAUCAACAUCUCAGUCCUCCUCUACGCGGUGUACAAUAUGGACUCCUUUGGCUGGGGUAAGACACGGCAGGUUGUCGCUGAGGAAACCGACAACGACAGCGAUACCGGCAUUGGCAGCCCAAGCUCGUUGGGCUCUCGACAUCUUCCUGACGACGAGGAAUCGCAGGUGGUGUCAGGGAAGCUGACUCGCGAUAUGCCAUUUACAGCUUCUCUGGGAAUUUCAGGGUUGUCUGGUUCGAAUUCAUGCCGGGAAGGUGGCGCAUGAAGCCAAGCUUAAUUAAGACAUGGACUGCAAACUCGCCAUCCAGCUAGUAUAUAAAAAUAAUUUCAACAUUUU
Hyaloscypha bicolor E is the source of this 1830-nucleotide messenger RNA. RefSeq names its product glycosyltransferase family 2 protein. Gene Ontology annotation, molecular function: chitin synthase activity. The transcript has 3 exons. NCBI's taxonomy places the organism in Eukaryota, Fungi, Ascomycota, Leotiomycetes, Helotiales, Hyaloscyphaceae. The record is from RefSeq and is a predicted model, not a curated record. The coding region runs from base 25 to 1758 and encodes 577 amino acids. Gene Ontology annotation, cellular component: cell septum; cell periphery.